Messenger RNA from Lolium rigidum, 1700 nucleotides. Its product is annotated as RNA-binding protein 38-like. Gene Ontology annotation, molecular function: RNA binding. The record is from RefSeq and is a predicted model, not a curated record. The coding region runs from base 201 to 1040 and encodes 279 amino acids. The transcript is spliced from 8 exons. NCBI's taxonomy places the organism in Eukaryota, Viridiplantae, Streptophyta, Magnoliopsida, Poales, Poaceae.
UCCCGCCAGAUUAACUAACCGCUUCUCCGAUUACCACCGGCCGCGCCGCUAUAAUACCGGCUGCUAGCAGCUAGCCACUGCCUUAAUCCCAACGCGACACGCCUCGCGCUGUGUUUGGGCUGUCAGUUAGUAGUCAGCUAGCUAGCUCGCGCGGCCGGCGACCUAGGGUUAGGGUUCGCUCGCGAGCGCAUGCGCGUGGGAUGAUGACGCCGCAGCGGUCGCCGGCGGUGAUGGGGGGAGGCGGAGGCGGCGGGGGCGGGACGCCGGCGCUGCACUACCUCAGCGGGCCCUACGGGGACACCACCUACACCAAGGUCUUCGUGGGCGGGCUCGCCUGGGAGACCCGCAGCGAGGGCCUGCGCGCGCACUUCGAGGUCUACGGGGACAUCCUCGAGGCCGUCGUCAUCACCGACCGCGCCACCGGGAGGUCCAAGGGAUACGGAUUCGUGACCUUCCGGGACCCGGAUUCGGCCAGGAUGGCCUGUAUGGAUCCGUAUCCAGUAAUCGACGGGCGGCGUGCGAACUGUAAUCUCGCCAUCCUGGGGCGACCUGGCCCAGCUGUGCCUUUUUCACCUGUAAGGCCGGUCAUGCCAUACAACGGAGGUGCGGCGGUUCCAGGGAGCAUGUAUGUUCCAAGCCCAACAUAUCAGCAACCCCCCUACAACUACUCACAGGCUCUUGUGUAUCCUCCUUAUGGGCCAUCAACGUAUGGACAAGAAUACUUGUACCCACAGAAUGCCUAUGGUCCAUAUGUUGGACAACAGUAUGUCCCAGUAUAUGGUGGUCCCAGAACUGUAGGCCCAGCAGCUUACCCAUAUGGGCAGUUCGGCCAACCUGUGCCAAGUGAUCAUUCUUAUUCACCUGGCUAUGUACCAGGUCACCUUCUUCCACUAUCUAAUCAGAAUGCUGCAAAUGUGCGUGCAUCAACAGUUCAACAGCAAUAUCCUCCAGGAGCCCCACGUCCUCAGCAACAGGUCUUGCUCCCUGCUCGUGCGCCACAGUUCCCGCCAAACAACAUCUCUGAGCAAAUGUCAGGAUGACAAAAAAACCGGUGACAAGUUUGAGGGUAUCCUCUCUACUCUGCAGCAGGACUAAGAGCAGCAGUACUGCUAAUUGGGCGGCAUGCUUCUUUUCUUGCAAACUGUCUUCUUUUGCAUUUUUAAAGGUUAUCCUUGAUCCAUGGUUACCCGCAAUGUUAUAAUGUGAAUGUUAAACCGCUCCAUUGGAUGGGGCGGGAAGCAAGUGAGAGCUGGAGACUGAAGCCACUCUUGCUCUGCUUCUGUCAGUGUCUUCUGUCUUGUACAUUCUCCAUCCCCUGCCAGGAAUUCUGAUAGCUGGUGGUCUGUGCAUGGACCAAACUUGACGUUGGAAAAGGAGUCCGGACGUCCAACCUGUGUAUAGUAGUAGUAGCUCAUGUAGGGUUUUAAGUCGUAGAACAGCUCAAUUCUUUCUAAGUGUUGCAUCUGGUUCAUGCUGUGUAUACCCAUUCUCAGUCUUCUUCGUAGCAUAUCUGCAUGUGUUGUACAGGUCUUUCGGUGUCAUAGUCAUAGUGUCUUCGGUUGGCUCUGUAAAUUAUUAUUUCUAAACUCAACUGUAUAUCAGUUGCAUGCAGCGUGUAAGUAAAUAAGGCCAAUUCUACCCUGUAAAAUAAUAUGAUUUGUUGCAAGUUGCAACACAUGGAAGAAUGGUGAUCGUCUACA